Panthera uncia (snow leopard) is the source of this 602-nucleotide messenger RNA. It is a transcript of the gene TSTD1, whose product is annotated as thiosulfate sulfurtransferase like domain containing 1. The record is from RefSeq and is a predicted model, not a curated record. Bases 33 to 461 code for a protein of 142 amino acids. Gene Ontology annotation, molecular function: thiosulfate-thiol sulfurtransferase activity. Gene Ontology annotation, cellular component: cytoplasm. The transcript is spliced from 4 exons. Lineage: Eukaryota; Metazoa; Chordata; Mammalia; Carnivora; Felidae.
GGUUCCGGUCCCGGCUCCGGGAGGCGGGGGAGAUGCUGCGGGCACGGAGGGGGCGGCCCGGGGCCGCAUUCCUGCUGCUCGCCGUCGCGGCGCGCGCCAUGGCCGGAGCGCCCACGGUCUCGCUCCCUGAACUGCGUUCGCUCCUGGCCUCGGGCCGGGCCCGGCUCAUCGAUGUGAGAUCUCGGGAGGAGGCGGCAGCGGGGACCAUCCCGGGGGCGCUCAACAUCCCGGUGUCUGAGCUGGAAAGUGCCCUGCAAAUGGAGCCCGCCGCUUUCCAGGCUGUGUACUCCGCCGAGAAGCCGAAGCGGGACGAUGAGAAUCUCAUUUUCUUCUGCCAGAUGGGCAAGCGGGGUUUGCAGGCCACGCAGCUGGCCCAGGGCCUUGGAUACACAGGGUAUGGGGGAGGGCUCGCAACUACGCAGGGGCCUAUAGAGAAUGGUUCCAGAAAGAAGGUUAGGUAGAAGGUGGCUUACUGAUGGCCCCCUCUCCCUCCCCACCGCGGCCACCGUAACUGCGGGUGGUGGAGGGUCUGUCUCCCCAGCUGGCGCACUGCUUACAGUGCUCUGCGCGCAAAAGCAUCAAAUAAAGACCGUUUACUCGAA